AUGAAGUCACCCUGGAAAAUCCUUAUGGCCACUCCUCUGUUCUUUCUCCUGACCCUUCACACCUUGGCCUCUCCAGCCUAUGACCACCAGCCCGGCACCAGACGCUCCAAUGGCCAAGUCUGUAUAGGAUGUGUGCUGGUGGUGUCUGUGAUUGAACAGCUUGCUCAAGUUCACAACUCAACGGUCCAGACCUCAAUGGAGAGACUGUGCAGCUACUUGCCUGAAAAACUGUUCUUGAAGACCACCUGCUAUUUAGUGGUAGACGUAUUUGGACCAGACAUCAUAAAACUGCUCAGAGCGGAUGUGAAUGCUGAUGUGGUGUGUCACACCCUGGAGUUUUGUAAACAGGACCCUGGCCAACCCUUGUGUCACCUCUAUCCCCUUCCCAAGGAGACGUGGAAAUUGACACUAGAGAAGGCAAGACAGACUGUCAAGAAAUCCCCAACUCUGACAUAUUCCAGAAGUGGCUCUGAUAUUUGUUCACUCCCAUUUUGGGCCAAGAUCUGUCAGAGGAUUAAAUUGGCUAUACAAAAUUCUUUACCAUUCAAAGAUGUAGAUUCAGACAAAUACAGUGUUUUCCCAACACUGCGGGGCUCUCACUGGCGAGGGAGAGACUGUAACGACAGCAACAAGAUGGCUCACCCAGGCAGGAGGCCAGACAACUGGGAUACACAUCAGGAUUCAAACUGUAAUGGCAUUUGGGGUGUUGAUCCAAAAGAUGGAAUUCCAUACGAGAAGAAAUUCUGUGAAGGUUCACAGCCCAGGGGAAUCAUUUUGCUGGGAGACUCAGCUGGGGCUCAUUUUCACAUCCCUCCCGAUUGGAUCACAGCUUCACAGAUGUCUUUGAAAUCCUUCAUCAAUUUACCAACAGCUCUUACCAAUGAGCUUGACUGGCCCCAACUCUCUGGCACUACUGGAUUUCUGGACUCCACUAGCGGAGUUAAAGAAAACUCUAUUUACCUUCGUUUACGGAAAAGAAACCGCUGCAAUCACAGGGACUACCAGAACAUUUCAAGAAAUGGUGCAUCUUCCCAAAGCCUGGAGAGAUUUAUAGAAAGUUUGUCUAGGAACCAGCUGUUGGACCAACCAGCCAUUGUCAUAUAUGCCAUGAUUGGAAAUGAUGUCUGCAACAGGAAGAUUGAUCCCGUCCCAGCAAUGACCACUCCUGAAAAAUUUUACUCAAAGGUCAUGCAGACUCUGCAGUAUCUAGAUUCCCACCUGCCAAAUGGCAGCCAUGUUAUUUUAAACGGCUUACCAGAUGGAACCUUUCUCUGGGAUAAUUUGCACAGCAGAUAUCAUCCUCUCGGCCAGCUGAACAAGGACGUGACCUACGCGCAUUUCUACUCCUUCCUGAACUGUCUCCAGGUCAGCCCCUGCCACGGCUGGAUGUCUUCCAAUAAGACGCUCCGGACUCUCACUUCCGAGAGAGCAGAACAACUCUCCAAUACGCUGAAAAAAAUUGCAACCAGCCAGAAAUUUACAAACUUCAAUCUUUUCUACAUGGAUUUUGACUUCCAAGAAAUCACGGAGGAGUGGCAGAGGAGCGGAGGGCAGGCCUGGCAGCUCAUUGAACCCGUGGAUGGAUUCCACCCUAGUGAGGUGGCUUUACAGCUGUUGGCAGGUCGCUUCUGGAAGAAGGUGGAGCUCCAGUGGCCCCAGGUCCUGGGAAAGGAGAAUCCAUUCAACCCCCAGAUUGAGCAGGUGUUUGGAGACCAAGGGGGGCACUAA
Molecule: messenger RNA, 1728 nt
Organism: Mesoplodon densirostris (Blainville's beaked whale)
Lineage: Eukaryota; Metazoa; Chordata; Mammalia; Artiodactyla; Ziphiidae
Gene: AOAH
Product: acyloxyacyl hydrolase
Exons: 21
Coding region: 1-1728 (575 amino acids)
Biological process (GO): lipopolysaccharide catabolic process; negative regulation of inflammatory response
Molecular function (GO): acyloxyacyl hydrolase activity; calcium ion binding
Source: RefSeq, a predicted model, not a curated record